CCCCCAUCCUGCCUUCUUCCUCUUGCUCUCAUCCUUGACUCCGCAUUGUUUCUCUCUCUGUGAGGCGAAGGCAGCAAGGGCAGCUGCACGCAACACCUGGAUCCAUAGACGAAGAGUGGUGGUGGCGCGGCGCUGGACCCUCACGAGGCUCUUUGAUGCGCACGGCUUUCGGCUUAUCGGGCUCAAAAUCAGUCCCAUUUUACUUUCAAUCUCCACCCUGGCCCGCGACCUCUGUUGGAAGAGAAGAUGGCGGACUUUGACACUGAAAAGGAGGUCAUGCUGUCGAAAGCCUCGUCUUCGACGAGCAAGGGUAACGCUGCGAUCAUGUCGGCACAGUUCAAGAUCGGAGGCAUGACGUGCGGGUCUUGUGUCGAGACCAUCGAGCGCAUGCUGCGUCAGCAGGAUGGGAUACACAGCGUCACGGUCGCUCUCCUUGCCGAGAAGGGCGUCGUGGAAUACGACGAUUCAAAGUGGACGCCUGCCAAGAUCGCAGAGGAGAUCGAGGACAUGGGCUUCGAGGCCGAGGCCCAGGCGGAGCAGCGAGAGGACUCACAGGUUUUCAAGGUGUACGGCAUGACAUGUGCCUCGUGCACCUCUGCCGUCGAAACAGGCAUUGGCAAGAUGGAUGGCGUCGUUUCGUGUGUCGUGUCGCUCGCUACCGAGGAGGCUCGCGUCGAAUUUGAUGCGGCCAAAGUCGGCCUGAGAGACAUUGUCGAGGCCAUUGAAGAUCUCGGCUUCGAUGCUGUUCUGGCCGACGAUCGCGACUCGACGCAGCUUCAGAGCCUGAGCAGGGUCAAAGAAGUGGCCGAGUGGCGGCGCGCCUUUACCUUCUCCCUCUGCUUCGCCGUGCCCGUCUUCAUCAUCUCGAUGAUCCUGACAAAGUUCCACUCGACUCGAGCCCUCCUCAUGUGGCAACUCCUGCCCAAUCUCUACCUGCAGGACUUGCUCUGCCUCGCCCUCACCACCCCUGUCCAAUUUGGCGUGGGCAAGCGAUUCUACGUGACGACCUUCAAGGCGUUAAGGCACAAGAGCGCCACAAUGGACGUCCUCAUUGUCCUCGGCACAACGGCAUCGUACACUUACAGCUUCUUUAGCAUGCUCUUUGGCCUUUUCUGCUCGGGCGAAUGCAUGAAGCCGGCGACUUUCUUUGAGACGUCGACGAUGCUCAUCACGUUUGUCACCUUUGGCCGCUAUCUCGAAAACGCGGCAAAGGGAAAGACGAGCGAGGCCCUGAGCAAGCUCAUCAGCCUCACACCCAGCACCGCCGUUGUAUACACCGACGGAAAGGCCAUGACAGCCGAGCGCAAGGUCCCCUCUGAACUCAUCCAGCGAGGCGACAUUGUCAAAGUCGUACCAGGCGAAAAGAUUGCCGCCGACGGCAUCGUCGUUCGAGGCUCGAGCACCGUUGACGAGAGCAUGGUCACGGGCGAGGCAGUGCCCAUCACAAAGACGCCCGGAAGUGCAGUCAUCGGUGGUACAGUCAAUUCGCUGGGAAGCUUCGACUUCGAGGUCACGAGAGCGGGCAAGGAAACGAGUCUGAGCCAGAUUGUCCGAUUGGUCAGUGACGCCCAGACAGACAAGGCGCCUAUCCAGGCCUAUGCCGAUCGUGUUGCAGGGGUUUUCGUGCCGUCGGUUGUCCUGCUCGGCGCUGGUACUUUUCUUUUCUGGAUGGUCACGGCCCACGUCUUUAACCUUCAGGCGUUGCCUGACGUCUUCCGGGAAGAGGGUGCGACAAAGACAAUGGUGUGCCUUAAGUUGUGCAUCAGCGUCAUUGUCGUUGCAUGUCCAUGCGCGUUGGGCCUCAGCACCCCCACAGCCGUCAUGGUUGGCACGGGCGUGGGAGCGCAGAACGGUAUCCUCAUCAAGGGCGGCGGACCACUGGAGGCCAGCCAGACGAUCGGCCACAUCAUGUUUGACAAGACAGGCACCUUGACGAGGGGCAAGCUUAGUGUGGCAGCCCUCUGCUGGGGUGACGGAACGAUUUCAGGAAGUUCGUCAGAACAGCGCAUCGUCGCGGACGGAGACGAGGCCAAGGCGUCGUCCCCAGUCGUCUUCCUGAACGACUUGCAGCAGGCAUCGACGGCGGGGCUCUCGAGACGGCAGGCGUUGCAAGCCAUAGGAGCAGCAGAAGGCCGGAGCGAACAUCCGCUAGCCAAGGCCACGUCGCACUUUGUGAGCGCCUCUUUGGGUCAAGCUGAAGGGCAAGAUCCGUCGGUCUCGGAGUUUGAGAGCAUUACGGGCCAGGGUAUCCGUUGCCGCGUCACCCUCUCGCAACACAUCGGCAGUACUUCGCACCGCAUCAAGGUCGGCAAUCUCGAUCUCGUCUCCAGCACCCAAGGCGCAGACUUCCCGGCUGCCGUACACCUCUUCCGAGAGCAGCAGGAGGGGCUCGGCAGAACGGUCGUGUAUGCGACGAUCGACGGAUCGCUGACUUGUGCCAUGUCGUUGGCCGACAUGCUCAAGCCAGAAGCUCGACAGUGCAUCGAUGGCCUUCGCAAGAUGGGUAUCCGAUGCGGCAUCAUGACAGGCGACAGCCAGGCGACGGCUCUGGCCAUUGCAAAGGAGCUUGACAUUGACACAAGUGACGUCCACGCUGGCAUGAGUCCCAACGGCAAGCGAAGUGUCAUCGUCAAGCUGCGCGAGCAGGCUGAGACUCGUGCCAGCCAUGGUGGACGCGGUUUGCCGCUGACAGGUGCCUCUCGGCGGCAGAAGCCCGGCAUCGCCAUGGUCGGUGAUGGUAUUAAUGACUCACCCGCUCUAGCCGCUGCUACGUUGGGCAUUGCCGUCGGGACAGGAUCGGAGAUUGCCAUCGAGGCGGCUAGCAUCGUCCUCAUGCGCGACAAUCUGCUCGACGUAGCUGCUUCCCUGCACUUGAGCCGACGCAUCUUUGCCCAGAUUCGCGCAAACUUCGUCUGGGCCACGGCCUACAAUUUCGUUUUUGUUCCUUUGGCCAUGGGCGUCGGGUUACCGUGGGGAGUCCACCUGCAUCCAAUGAUGGCAGGCGCGGCUAUGGCGUUCAGCAGCGUCAGCGUCGUCCUGAGCAGCCUCACGCUCAAAUGGUGGGCGCGACCAAGCUGGCUCGUGCGGCCUCUCGACGGUGCGGAGGAUCAGAUGGGCGCGCUUGAAGGCGACGAUGUCCAGUCGAUGGGCUUUCUCAACGACGAAUCGCACACGGCUGCAAAGUGGUGGACCUCAGCGCGCACUUGGAUCGGAGGCUCGGCGAGGGCCGGCAACCGUGGCGUUGGAAGCAGCUACCAGAGCGUGCCCGUCGAGUUGGCAUGAUGCUUAUUCCUGGCUGGGUCUCUUCAAUUUUAUACCUUCAUUUUCCAAC
Molecule: messenger RNA, 3331 nt
Organism: Acaromyces ingoldii
Lineage: Eukaryota; Fungi; Basidiomycota; Exobasidiomycetes; Exobasidiales; Cryptobasidiaceae
Product: putative CCC2-P-type ATPase
Exons: 2
Coding region: 247-3282 (1011 amino acids)
Biological process (GO): monoatomic cation transport; copper ion homeostasis
Cellular component (GO): membrane
Molecular function (GO): P-type divalent copper transporter activity; ATP binding; ATP hydrolysis activity
Source: RefSeq, a predicted model, not a curated record